AUGUUGGUGCAGUUUUACACGGCCAUCAUCGAGUCCAUCCUCACCUCCUCCAUCAUCGUGUGGUUCGCUGGAGCCACUGUCAGGGACAAGCAGAGACUACAGCGCAUCAUGCGCUCUGCAGAGAAGGGCCGUAAACCCGGGUACUUCUCCUUCCUGGACCCUUUCUCUCCUGCUGUCUGGCUCUUCAUGCUGCUGGCUUAUCUCGCUGUGUCCUGUGUGCUGUUUCUCGCAGCCAGGCUUAGUCCAUUUGAGUGGUACAACCCUCAGCCCUGCUCUCGGCACAGACAGGAUGUGGUGGAGAACCAGUACUCUCUGGGCAACAGUCUAUGGUUUCCUGUGGGAGGCUUCAUGCAGCAGGGGUCAGAGGUCAUGCCCCGGGCGCUGUCCACACGCUGUGUCAGCGGAGUCUGGUGGGCUUUCACCCUCAUCAUCAUCUCCUCCUAUACUGCAAACCUGGCCGCCUUCCUCACGGUGCAGAGGAUGGAGGUCCCGAUUGAGUCCGCGGACGACCUGGCGGACCAGACUAACAUCCAGUACGGGACCAUCCAUGGAGGCUCCACCAUGACAUUCUUCAUGAACUCGCGAUACCAAACCUACCAGCGUAUGUGGAACUACAUGUACUCCAAACAGCCCAGUGUGUUUGUGAAGAGCACAGAGGAGGGCAUCGCUCGUGUCCUCAACUCCAAGUACGCCUUCCUGAUGGAGAGCACCAUGAACGAGUACUACCGCACCUCCAACUGCAACCUGACGCAGAUUGGCGGACUGCUGGACACCAAGGGCUACGGGAUUGGCAUGCCCCUAGGUCAGUGGUAA
Messenger RNA from Knipowitschia caucasica, 813 nucleotides. The record is from the annotation of a GenBank genome assembly. Lineage: Eukaryota; Metazoa; Chordata; Actinopteri; Gobiiformes; Gobiidae.